Molecule: messenger RNA, 1629 nt
Organism: Mesorhabditis spiculigera
Lineage: Eukaryota; Metazoa; Nematoda; Chromadorea; Rhabditida; Rhabditidae
Source: the annotation of a GenBank genome assembly
AUGGACCGAAUUUUGCGUGGUGUUAUCAAGUAUCGGCAGACCGUUCGAAAGGAUUUGGUCAAACAAUUUGAGAAGAUUCGCGAUAAUCCUAAUCCGCUAGCCGUGAUGUUCACUUGUAUGGAUUCGCGUAUGUUGCCGACUCGAUUUACCCAGGCUGCGGUUGGGGAUAUGUUUGUCGUCAGGAAUGCCGGGAAUAUUGUGCCCGAUGCACAGAAUUAUGGCCAUCACUCGGAAGUCUCCGUCACUACAGAACCAGCCGCAUUGGAGCUGGCAGUGAAGAGAGGAGGGAUCAAGCACGUCCUCGUUUGUGGGCAUAGCGAUUGUAAAGCAAUGAAUCUGCUCUACGAUUUGCACGUUUGCCCGAAAGAAUUCAGUGCGGCCUCGCCGAUGGACAGUUGGGUGCGGAAGAAUGGAUAUAAAAGUAUACAGCGAUUAAACGACCGUCUCCACAAUGGUCCUCGAGCGAUGAAAUUCUCGUCGGACGUCUCUCCUAGCCAAACUUUUGAAGCGAUUAUCGAUCCGUUUGAUAAACUCCACGUUCAUGAUAAGCUAUCACAGAUCAACGUCCUCCAGCAAAUCAUCAACAUUGCUUCUCAUGAAUUUUUGAAGGAAUAUUUGGAGAGCGGAAAACUCUUCCUGCACGGAAUGUGGUUCGACAUCUACUCGGGGAAUAACUAUUUGUUCAGCAAGGAUGAUAGGAGAUAUGUUUCGAUUGAGGAAAAAACGGUUGAAAAACUGAUGGCCGAAUUGGAGAAACGUCGCUGUCUUGGUUGUGGUGCUUUCGGCACUGUAUCUCGUGAAUCGAGGGAUGGAAGGAUUGUGGCUGUGAAACGACUGAAAUAUUCUCCUCAUCCCACCCACCUCCGCCGUGAAAUCGAAAUUCUUGAAAGUCUUUGCCAUCCUAAUAUUGUGGAAUAUAUCAAAUAUGAAGAAGGCGAUGGAGGGCAACCAGGAAAUAUUGUCACUGAAUAUUGCGAACGUGGAGACCUAAAGACAUUCAUAAAAAACCCGGAAAAGAGCUAUUCGAUUUCUGUUGUGGUCGAUUGGGCAUGUGAAAUAUUUGAGGCAUUGCUCCAUCUCGAGAGAAAAGAGAUCUUCCAUCGCGAUAUCAAACCUUCGAACAUGCUGCUGGGUAAUUCGUAUGAAAUCAAACUCUGCGACUUUGGCCUGUCAAAAGCGGAGCUUGCAAAUAAUUCCUGUUACGGGGUUAUUGGAACAGUUCGAUACCUAGCCCCAGAAGCGUUUACCGACCAUAAAAAUCAGCAAAUCUAUACGUAUGCAAGUGACCUCUAUUCUGCCGGUUUGGUUCUCUGGGAAUGUAUCGAAAGACGUGAUGUCUUUCAUGAAACUGUCGGCCAUCAGAUGCUCCAAUCGCGUAUCUGUUCGGGGACUCCGUUAGAAAGAGCGAAUUGUCUAGGUCCUGUCGCUGAUCUUAUAGAAAAAUGUAUUCGCGGUGCGCCAGAAGAUCGGCCCAGUGCGGCAAAAGCAGGCAAAGAAGCAAAGCUCUUAAAAGAGGAGCCAUUUUAUCGAAUGUUCGGCAUAUGGCCGAUGUAUGCCAUUCCCGUGCCAGAAGAUACAGUUCGAUUGACCGUCAUCGGCAGAUGGGGCGACAUACCAGAAGAAGAAAAG